GCUGAAGAGAGAGCAGAAAGAUGGAAGUAAUGCAAGUGCUUCACAUGAACAAAGGAGAUGAUGAAAAUAGUUAUGCAAAAAACUCGAAAGUGCAGAGCAAGAUAAUAUCUCUAGGAAAGCGAAUCAAUGAGGAGGCUAUAAUGAAAAUUUUGUGCAGCAAUAUCCCUGACAUCAUGGGUAUUGCAGACCUGGGUUGCUCCUCUGGACCUAACUCGUUGUCAGUGAUCUCCGAAAUUACUGAUAUCAUCUAUGCCAAAUGCAGAGAGUUGGGGCGUCCAACACCAGAACUGAAGGUCUUCCUGAAUGAUCUUCCUUAUAAUGACUUCAAUUUUAUUUUUGGAUCCUUGCCAGCAUUCUAUGAUAAAUUAAAGAAAGAAAAGGGUUCCGAGUUCGGGCCAUGCUUUGUAUCAGCAACGCCGGGUUCUUUCUAUGGUAGAUUGUUUCCUAGCAGGAGCUUGCAUUGUGUGCACUCUUCUUCUAGUCUUCACUGGCUCUCGCAGGUUCCAGCUGGUCUAGAGAGCAACGCGAGGACGGCCAUGAACAAGGGAAAGAUUUAUAUAUCAAAGUCAAGCUCGCUUUGUGUGUUAGAAGCAUAUUCAUUGCAGUUUCAAAAAGACUUUUCGUCGUUUCUAAAAUCACGUUCGAAGGAAAUAGUUCCCGGAGGCUGCAUUCUCUUGUCAUUCAUGGGCAGGAGAUCUACCGAUCCCACCACGGACGAGAGUUGCUACCAUUGGGAGCUCUUAGCACAGGCACUAAUGAGCAUGGUUUCUGAGGGGCUCGUCGAGGAAGAAAAGGUCGAUUCCUUUAACGCCCCCUACUAUGGUCCAUGUGUGGAAGAAAUGAGGUUAGAGAUUGAAAAGGAUGGUUCUUUCAGUGUCAAUCGGCUCGAGACCUUUGAAAUUGACUGGGAUGGAGGUGUCGACGAUGUGGACACCACGUCUGGUGCAGCAUCACGUGGACAGAGAGUGGCCAAGACAAUCAGAGCCGUCGUGGAGUCGAUGCUGGAAUCUCAUUUUGGGAAGGACAUAAUGGACGCAUUAUUUCGAAGGUAUGGAGAGAUGGUGGAGGGUUACUUGUCAAAGACCGGAACCAAGUACACCAACUUGGUCAUUUCAAUGGUUAGAAAUUAAGGGCUAGGAUAUUGCAGAGUAUUACUUGUACAAGAUUACUCGAGUAAUAAGAGCUUCAUGUCAUUAUGUCUUUUAAAUGCAUGGUUGUAAUUUAUCGUAUAUUUAGGAUACUUGGUUCGAAAUCUUGGAUUUUGAACAAUAAAUUGGCACAAGGUUUGCUUGCGUCCA
This is a messenger RNA of Populus nigra (black poplar), 1298 nucleotides long. Its product is annotated as probable jasmonic acid carboxyl methyltransferase 2. The coding region runs from base 21 to 1130 and encodes 369 amino acids. Gene Ontology annotation, molecular function: S-adenosylmethionine-dependent methyltransferase activity. The record is from RefSeq and is a predicted model, not a curated record. NCBI's taxonomy places the organism in Eukaryota, Viridiplantae, Streptophyta, Magnoliopsida, Malpighiales, Salicaceae. Gene Ontology annotation, biological process: methylation. The transcript is spliced from 4 exons.